AUGGAGGGGUGCGCUUGCUUCUGUGGUGUGGGCUCUUCGGGGGCAUGUAUGUACCCUCAGAAGCACCAGUGCCCAGCUGAGAAGGCAGCGGCCAAUGACAAGCUGACCCCGGCAGAAAAGCACUUCGAGCUGGACACGGCAGGCGGUGCUGUUCCCGGCACCGACCUGCCCAACCUGGCCCAAGCCUGCACCAAAUUCCACUACAUCCUGCACAUCGACAGCAUCUGGAGAAGGCGCUGCCGGGAGGAGUUUGGUGUUUGUGAAAACUUGCAGAACCUGGAGAUGAUGGGUAUGUCUUACCGAGAAGUCUAUGCGAAGCUGUUCCCAUACAGAAACAUUUUGGGAUGGUGGCAGCUAGAUACUGAUCACUUUAGAAUACUAGUGAAUAAUUCACCUGACGGAGAGGAAACCAGCCAUGGUGGAGUGCAUGGAAGGCCCCACAACCGCCACAUGCAGAUUCGGAAGGACAGGUUCACCACCCAGUGCAAGAACACAGACCACGGAAUGGAUUUCCCAACGCGGCUUAGGGAAGAAGGGGAAGAAUGGGGGCUGUUGCUGGAGGACAGACAGCGGUUUGACUGGCUGACCUACCGCCGCCUCUAUCUCCCGCCGAGCCACCCGGACAACCUCAUCAGGCCUGGCCUCUUCCAAUACGACUACGAUUCCUAUGGCCUAAAGAUUGCCAUGCUCAGCUUCCAUGGGAAGUAUGCCAGGGUCACCAAGAUCACGGGAGUCUCCAACAAGAUAUUAGAGAUCCACCUCAUGCGCCGCAUCCAGCUACGAGAUGGCGAGAUCUUCUGCAACUUCAACCAGCUCUCCCACGUGGUCCAGGAGAUUGAGGAGCAGGUGAUCUGGGAGCAGCAGCAGCAGCAGCAAGAAGACUGGACUGAGGAAAGCAUGGGCCACAGCUGGCAGAGCCCUGCCCAGCCCAGAGUCGGGGAGUCCAGGGCUUCAACUUCGGAGGAGCAGCCUGUCCCGUUUGUUCUGCCUGUGGGCGUGGUCCCAAGAGACCGGAACUACCCCCGCACCUGCAGGAUGUGUUUCUAUGCCGUGGACACUUUUACCUUACUUGGCUCAGCCGACCGCUGGCGCUUGCCUGGAGUCUUCAUCCUGUUCGAUGAGAACCACUUCGGGUUCAUCUCUCUGGAGGUUCUCGGCACUGACCUGCCCAGCCUGGCCCAGGCCUGCACCCAAUUGCACCACAUCCUGCACAUCGACAGCAUCUGGAGAAGGCGCUGCCAGGAGGAGUUUGGCAUUCGUGACAACUUGCAAAACCUGGAGAUGAUGGGUAUGUCUUAUCGAGAAGUCUAUGCGAAGCUGUUCCCAUACAGAAACAUUUUGGGAUUGUGGCAGCUAGAUGCUGAGCACUAUAGAACACUAGUGAAUGUAGUGGUGGAUGGCUUAGGCAUUACUGGUUGGACCUACGGGCUUUCCCUUAACACCCAUGUGGAUGGCCCACUGCAAUUCAAGCCCCCUCGUUCAGAAUUUGCCUGA
Molecule: messenger RNA, 1494 nt
Organism: Myotis brandtii (Brandt's bat)
Lineage: Eukaryota; Metazoa; Chordata; Mammalia; Chiroptera; Vespertilionidae
Product: F-box only protein 31-like
Exons: 5
Coding region: 1-1494 (497 amino acids)
Molecular function (GO): protein binding
Source: RefSeq, a predicted model, not a curated record